Drosophila ananassae is the source of this 3460-nucleotide messenger RNA. RefSeq names its product myotubularin-related protein 10-B. Lineage: Eukaryota; Metazoa; Arthropoda; Insecta; Diptera; Drosophilidae. The transcript has 2 exons. The record is from RefSeq and is a predicted model, not a curated record. The coding region runs from base 433 to 2952 and encodes 839 amino acids.
AAAAAAUAUUGGAUGGUAGAUGGUCACACUGAGCCAGUGUCAUGCGUGCGUGUGUGUGUGCGUGCGUGUUAGUGGCAUUUAAUAAUAACUUUCUGGCGACAGGCGAGGGUAAAAUAAAUAAAUAAAUGCACAUUGCAUUGGUGCGGCCACCGGAGAAGUGUGUGCAGCCAGAAGAGGCAGGCGGAUGAUCAGCAGCAGCAGCGGGUAAUAAAAAGCGACAAAAACACCAAGAACAUCCAGUGAUCGCUCCCACACGCACACACGCACAACACACCACACACACACCUACAGUGGGGGGCACAGGUAAUCCGAACGACGACGGCCAGAGACGGGUGGGAGCCAGCAGGCAGCCAGCAGACCAGCCGCCAGCAGCAAACAUCGUCGUCAGACAGGAAGUAGCAAAUAAUUGAAUAUUCCAUCAACGUACGGGGCAUGGCCACCGGCGGCGGCGGAGGUGGAGGUGGAGGUGGGGGAGGCGGUAUCGGCGGUGGAUUCGGUGGAUUAAGCGGACUUGGUGGACUUGGUAGCGGGGGCGAUGACCAUCAUAAGCGCAACACCUUCACCAGCUAUGUGGCACCGCUGCCGGGCGAUCUGCGCGCCAGUGCCGCCACCAAUGAAUGGUGCCUGCCCAGCGAUCUGCGGGACGUACAUGCGGCCAAGCCACGUCUACUGCAAGGCGAACAGAUUGUUGCCUCGGCCCCCGCCUACAUGUACUCCGCCAUCGAUCCAAUGGACUCGGCCGGCUCAUCCGCCGAGGCCACCUUCGGUCUGCUGAGCGUUACCAACUUUAAGCUGGCCUUUGUGCCGCUCCACUCGAAAAGGAAUCCGUACGCGACACCGCCACUGAGUGACCUGUACCAGGAGAACGCCUACCUGGGACGCAAUGAGAUCACACUGAACAACAUCGAUCAGAUCUACACGAUUGCGGAGCUGGGACGGGCGGCCAGUGCGCUGCAGGCGGCGCGCAUGGCUGGCGCCGUCAAUCGCCGCAAGAAACUAGAGCCCUUCAAGCAGCACAACAUCAGCGGCCGGAUCGCUGCCCUGCACAUUGUUUGCAAGAAUUUCCGGUUGCUGAAGUUCGCCUUCCAGCAGCAGGACUCGAAGCUAAGCGGCGCCAGCGAUCAUGGCAAGCUGAUAGCUUCGGCUCUCGUCCGCUUCGCCUAUCCGAUGCGGCACGACCUGAGCUUCGCCUAUGCGCACAAGGAGCAGUACUACUCGACGAUGGGUGCCACCGGUACCAGCAUGUACGCCACAAAGAACGACUGGGCCAGGGAGCUGAUCCGAUGCGGCGCCACCGAGUGGCAGGUGGUGAGCAGUGCCAGUGUCAAGCUGCUCCAGAAUCCCCUCCAUGUGGGAAAGUAUACGGUGCCGCCACACUUCGUAAUACCGAAGAGCUGCACCGUGGAGCGAUUCCUCGAUUUGUCGCGUGCCUUUUGCGAUUCACGAGCUGCCUUUUGGGUGUAUAGCUAUGGCGACAAAGCCGCCUCGCUGGUCCGCCUGGCCGAGCUGCAGCCGGCGGCGCAGCAGGACACCAAGUCGGAGAACAUUAUGCUGGAGCUGGUGCGGAAGUGUGAGGGCGGACGGCAUCUCAAGCUGAUGCAGCUGACGGAUCAGCUGCCGAGCACCCAGGACGUGCUCAGGGCCUACCAGAAGCUGCGGCGCCUGUGCACGCCGGAAACACCCGAGAAGUUUAUGCUGCAAGACGACAAGUACCUCGCCCUGUUGGAGAAGACCAACUGGCUGUUCUACGUAUCGCUGUGUCUUCGAUCCGCCAGUGAGGCGGCCGCCUUCCUUCGCAACGGCGUCACCUGUGUCCUCCAGGAGUCCAACGGCCGGGAUCUCUGCUGUGUGAUUAGUAGUCUGACCCAGCUCCUGCUUGAUCCUCACUUCCGGAGCAUCGAUGGCUUCCAGUCGCUGAUUCAAAAGGAAUGGGUGGCCCUGGAGCAUCCGUUCCAGCGCCGUCUGGGACAUGUCUAUCCCACCCAGAGCUCUGGCAGCAACAGUGAGCUCCAGGAGAGCGAACAGAGUCCGGUGUUCCUGCUAUUCCUCGACUGUGUGUGGCAGCUGCAGCAACAGUUCCAGGACGAGUUCGAGUUCUCGCAAACGUACCUCACCACGCUGUGGGACGCCUGUUUCAUGCCCAUCUUCGAUACCUUCCAGUUCGACACCCAGGCCCAGCGCACCAAGGCGCACCUGGACUCGCAGCUAGUGCUCCGACCCGUCUGGGACUGGGGCGAGCAGUUCUCCGACAAGGACAAGAUGUUUUUCACCAACCCGCUGUACCAGCGCCAGCGCGGUGAUCUCAGCGGUCAGGGCCUGGUCGCGCACCGUCGUUCCCAGGCUGUGGGCGGCCGAGUCGCCGGCGGGGCGGCACCCAGUGCCACGUCAACGCCCUCACGGAACACCAUCAACCCGCAGCUGUUCGUGACGGCGUCGUUGGUGCCGCGAGAUCGCUUCCUGCAGCCGGCACACCGCAUCUUCGAUCUGUCCGUGUGGGAACAGUGCUACUACAGGUGGCUGCCGGUCCUGGACAUUCGUGGCGGUGGCCAGUCCCAGGUGGAUCUCUACCAUCGCCUGCUGCUGAGCAAUAUAGCUAAGGUGCAGCGGUGUCUGGAGUUCCAGAACUUCGAUGACCUGCCCGAUGCGUACUAUGAGGCCACUGGCGAUUCCAGGCAGCCGGUAGGCGGCCAGCAGACGUCCCAGAAGGAGGACGAGGCGGUGGAGUAUGUGGACGGGGUGGAGCGUCGCAAGAAGGUGACGAUGACGGCCACGCCCACCAACGGCCUGAACUCGGUGAGCGGGAAUCUGCAGCUAUCGACGCUAUCGUCGUUCUUCCCCUUCGGGAAUCCCAUUGCCGGUGAUGCUCCCCACCAGCUGUACGACAUCCUGAGCAGCAGCAGCGAGUAUCUGCUGGACACCUCCUCCUUUCUGGACAAGUCCUCCAUUGUGUGAACGUUCCACAUACCGGGUUAUCAUUAAAGCUGAACUCUAGAAGAAGUAUUAUAUAUAAAAAAAAAAAAAACAUAUAGGAAAGUUAUGGGAAGAAAAACAGAAAAAAAAACAGAUAAUGAGACACUUUACAUACAUGGCAUAUCGCUUUUAACACCUUUUUGAUUAUUAUUGUUAACUAAUAAGCAAGUUAUCGCAUAAGUUUUUUUUAUUUCGUUAUACUACCACAUUCAUACACCCAUCAGUCCGGCAGCAUCGGCCUAAAAUAAUAAAUUUAAUAAUUAAUAAAUAAUCUAAAAAAUAUAAACCGACAAAACGAAAAACGACAAACGACAAGCAAUCGAUGUUAACAUAAAUCGGGGAUAGCGAGAAACAAGAAACAAAAUUCAAAACACCAACUAAAUCAAUAUGUAUUAUAUUGUAACUUAAUACUUUAUAUAAAUAUAAAUAUAUAUAUAAAUAUAUCGCUAUGUAUAUUUAAAUAAAUCAAAAUUGUGAAAUCAAAAGAAAA